Geosmithia morbida is the source of this 3513-nucleotide messenger RNA. RefSeq lists its product as uncharacterized. NCBI's taxonomy places the organism in Eukaryota, Fungi, Ascomycota, Sordariomycetes, Hypocreales, Bionectriaceae. The transcript has 2 exons. Bases 1 to 3513 code for a protein of 1170 amino acids. The record is from RefSeq and is a predicted model, not a curated record.
AUGGAGUCCGUUCUACCGCUCGGUGGCUUCCAGCUGCCAUUCCGGCAACGCCUCAGCCGCCUGUAUAAUGACACCAAGAAAUCAACAGACUUUGUCAAGGGCCCCGUCCAGAAUGAGCAGGAUCCAGAGGUCAAAGCCCUGCACCGCAAACUGCGUAUCCAAAAGGAUAGGCUAGUCAGCUGGGGGGUGGAAUGGUCUGAUCCCAAUCAAUCUGCUGAAAUUGAUGAGUCCCUCUCCAAGGCCGGCCUGAGUGAGGUCGUCGGUAGCAUCAUGUCUACCAUCAAGGACAUCUUGGCCGAGGCAGAGCCUCUCUGGCUCAGCACCAAGCCUAUGCCUGAUGCAAACCGCUCACCCACUGACCGAAAAAUGAGUCCGGCCAAUUGGGACAAGUCUCACUUUGAGGAUCUAAUUCGCGACCUAACCUCAUCCAUUGACACACUCUAUGACCUCUCACGAACGCGGUACAUGGGUGCCGUCUCAAAUUGUCCUGUCAAACAACCCGAGAAAAUGUCCUCAGCAGUUGACGAACCCAGGCCUUUUGAAUCUACCAGGAUGCAGACUCCUCAAACUGUGCGUCCCGAUUCGCUGACCCACCUACGCCCCAAGCAAGAUGCUUCUAAUGGUCAUCCGUCCCGAGAGGUUGUUUUCAUGAGUAAGACUGCCUAUGCGGAACUCACUAAGGGCACUUCAAAGGAACCCUGGGCACCCUUGCUACUUGAGUAUGCCACAUUCAACUGGGUGUAUUCGCUCACGGGUAUCAUGCCUCCUAUGUCACGAUUUGAGAAGCUCUCAGACUGUCUGCAGCAAGAUUCUCAGAGGUCUCCUGGUGCCUGGAUAGGCUUGCCCCGUCUUAUCGGCUACUUUGAAGAUAUGGAAAAUUCGAGACUUGGCCUAUUGUAUCGCUUCCCCCCGUCAUUCAACGCCGUGUCUUUUGAGAGCAUCAAUCAGAAACCUCGAUACAGUCUACCCACACUCGCCAACCUUCUCGCGAACCCUGGGGCAGAGCCUAAUCUUGAGGCCAAGUUCCGACUUGCUCAUAAUCUUGCAAACACCGUAUUCGAUAUGCACGAGCGUGGAUUUGCCCAUGGGGACCUCACCACCAGUGUUAUUUGCUUCAGCGUUGGCGCCAACUCGGGGCCUACUAUAACCAGCGGUGACGUCGAUGUCCGCCGUCCUCUUGUGUCUUCAUUCCAUCUCUUCGCCGAGGAUGGGACAGAUACCAACCCUUCGAAUUCUACAGAUUACAGGUCCCACGAGGACUCGUAUUCUAUCGACGAACGCAUCCUGGACCUUAUACAGCUGUCUCAUAUCCUGAUCUCUGUUGGACUGUGGCAGCCGCUUGAGAGUUUAUCGGAGGGUGGUUCUAUCGAGCGUCAUUUCGACCAGCUUUCCCGUAAAUGCGGCACACUCUACAUGAAGGCCGUCCACACGUGCUUCUCAGCUGUGGAAAAUGAGCGUAAUGGUGAACUCCAGACUAGAAGUCUAUUGUCUGCUGUGCAGAUGAGAGUCAGUCGAUUCCUGGAAACUUGUUGCAUCCUCGAUGUUGGCAGCGGUCUCGAAGACCAGCUUUCAUUGGAGUUGAGAGAUACAGCAACGACUACAGCUGCGGUAUCUGAAAAGGCCCCAGUAACAGCCACAGCCGCAUCUUCAGUUGUGCCAAAGGAGCUGAGCGACGUCAAAAUAUCACCCGGAAUCCCGAAAGAGCCUCAACAGACUCUACCUUCCCGCGUCAAGUCGUCUGAAGUGGAAGCCGAUGAUACGCUUGGGAAGCCCGAGGCGAGAACCAAGCUGUAUCCUAACAUUCCACUCCCGCCCGAUGUAGUGGAACAGUGGAACACGAUAUUGAUGCCGCAGAUCAACCAGGCCCUUCAACAGUUCUAUCGCAAGAACCCAGAGUCUGUUGAAAUAUCGCUCGAAUCCGUCGGGCCAUCUCCGUUAAACACGCGUCCCACUAUCGUCGUGGUAUGCUCUUCCGUGAGCAAGGUGCGCGCUAUUCUCAGGAAAAGACUUGGGGAGCUUUUCGAUGACUCUACUGGUUUUGCCCUCAAGGUCUGUAAGGGGCACGUUAUGCGAUCCAGACGCUGGCUAAAAGAUGCUGUACCAUCCAUGGCCAGAAGGAGCAACGUGGGGAGUCUCCAGGGCAAGGAUGUGGAUAUUGAUCGCUUUGUCAAUGCGAUCAACCCCGGCUUCCAGAAAAAGCCUGGAAAUGGCGCCAGCAUCGGCGCCUGGACCGGACAUCAGCACCUGCCGCCAGUCAGCUUCGGAGGGCUUAUUCAGAUCGAUGACGCGCUAUACGGAAUGACGGUUCACCAUAUUCUUGAUGACCCUGACCAUGAUUUUGGGGACCGGGAUGUGUCCCGGAGCAGCGCCCUUCCCGUGCGCGAUUUUUCUCCAGUAGCGCCUAUAUCAGAUGAUGAUGGGGAAGGAUUUGGCUACGAGCUCUCCGACGCGGAGUCUGAACCCUAUUCCGAAUCCGACAUUUCCAGUGACUGGGGCGAAGAGGAUGAGGAAGAUGAAGAAGAGUCUGAGCCUGGCGAUAUUCCGGGGAUCGAACCAGGGUAUGGAGAUCGCUACGACGUCACGCAGCCUGCUCUCGACGAUGUGGAGGAGGAAUUCUACCCUUCAGCUGAGACUAAGGACGAAGAUCAUCUGGAUACCUAUGCUGUUGGUAAGGUGUACGCCUCAAGUGGAAUCCGUCGCAAGGUCUCUGGUGGCUUGACGCACGAGGUAGACUGGGCACUUUUUAAGUUUUCCCACGAUCGCCUCCCCGAGGAUAACACCAUACCUCAUGCUCAAUGGACGCCAGGAGCGAAUUUAUCGAGCCCUGAGGCUAAGGAGCGUCUACUUCGACCAAGCACAGUGGCGGGAUUCUCCGAACUUGCAGGUAAGCAGGUUCAGUGCACAGCGCGUACCAGCGGGUUGCAAACGGGCCAGAUCCUCCCUGCUCUGGUGAGCGUUAAGAUUUACGGUCGCACCUCGCCGAGCCACACCUAUCAGGUGACUGGUACUGCGUCGUCGACCGGCAGUAGCCGUCUCCCUAUUGGAAUUCCCGGCGACAGCGGAGCCUGGAUUGUCGACAGCAAGAAUGGACAGCUCUGUGGCCAUGUGCUUGCGUGGAGUCACAGGAAACAGGUCGCCUACAUCUGCCCAAUGGAGGUGUUGCUCAAAGAUAUGUUGCAGACACUAAAGGCAAAGGAGAUCCGGCUCCCGCACGGGGAAGUUCUCAUGAACUUGCACGACGAGACAAGCAUCGGGAUAAACCUGAAGAAGGAGUCCCUGCCGGGGCUGGCCUGCGCCGACAAUAGUACUGCUGAUUCAAGUUAUGAUACCGAGGACAAAACCUAUGGUUCUUCAAUGAUGACGUCUAAUCGGAGCAUGGCUAGUCUGACGGGCAGCGAGGAAAUGUCAAGCCAAUCUUCAUUUAGGAUGGAGUCGCCGUCGAGUGGAAUGGAGGCCCUGUCCUGCACACUGGGUGAUUUGAAACUUGGUAGGCGGAUCGAUGUGGGUGGGUGA